UGUCUGUUGCUGAACGGCGUUUCGUGCGUUUAUUUACCUUUUUGCGCCCAACGCUUCGCGCUCCGUGCUCUGUUUUUGAUUUUUUUUAACGGAGUGCCUUCUAUUUACACUGGGAAAAAAGACCGGAGGAUGCGGGCGGAACGUCGGAAUUUAAUUGCAAAUCGCAUUUUAUCCUUGGUUGAUUGCGGUUUCCUUCUCAUCGCCGUUGUUGUUGUUGUGUGCAGCAAAUAAAACUCGUUUUACGCACAUGUGUGCGUGUGUGUGUGUGUGCGGUUGUUUGUUUGUUUGCGCGGCUUUUUUUUGUUGUUUUAUCCAUUGCUGGAUGCAAAUUUGACAAAAAUUGUAAGCACUAAAAGGAGUUCAAUAAUAAAGUUUACGCCAGAUUGUAAGAUGUCCUUGACCAAAAAGGAUCCGUCGCUGAGAGUCGCCGCCUCGGAUCCGCAUCUCGUUUCUCUGGGCGGCGGACGACUGAGCACCGCCGUCACCAUCCACUACAUACACAUAGGUGACACUACAAUUGGAUCGGCAGCCAGCUGCAGCAUCUCUUUGAAUGGAAGUGGGGUUCGUCCUCUGCACUGCACUAUCUACAGGAGCGACGCCAACGAAGUGACUCUGGUUCCCGAACAGGAUUCCCGCCUGCUCAUCGACGGCACUCCCAUUCUGGAGGAGACCAAACUCACCCAGGGGGCGAUGAUCACCAUUGGCAACUCGAAUUAUCUAAGAUUCAACAAUCCGGACGAGGCGCAAAUGAUGCGAUCGGCAAUGGGAUCCAACGAGAGGAUUUCGAUGCCGCAAAUCGACUUUACGCAAUCGGCGAGACAGGCUCACGAGCUGAGUCAAUCGCUGGAGCUGGAAUCCUUCUACGAGAGCAUUAUCAAUCCGAUUAACCAUCAGUCGACCUACGAGCUGGAGUGCCCGAAGGUGUUCUCCUCCGAUUUGGUCACGGUCAACAUGCCGGCCAAAGAUGUUUUGGGCCAGAAGUAUGCCAGCUUUGCCCGCAAUCUCGCCGAGAAUCAUCGCAACGAGAAGCAGCUGAACAAUCAGUUUGCCAAGGGAGUGGGCAGCAACGGUGGCUACUGGAAUGUGCCCAGCAACGCGGCGAUCUACAAGGAACAGCAGCAGCAGCAACAUCAACAGCAACAGCACCCAGCUCCUCCGGAUCUGCUCACGAAGGUCAAUAACGAUCGGUAUGACCGGUAUCCCAAGGCGGGUGGCCUGCAGAUCUACUCGAUGAAUGGCGUCAAUAGCGAUAUCAACAAUGGUCUGGUUUCCAGCCACAAUUCUGGCUCUGGAGGCGGUGGAGGCGGAGCUGAACUGGAGGAUAUGCUAAAAAUCUGCACGGAGUACGCGGAUCGCAACAAUUCGAUGGCUCCCACACACAAUACAUCGAGUGCCUCGAGCAUCACGUCAUCGCCAAUUGUCCAGAAUCGCAUCAAGACCAAUGGCUCGUUGCCGCGCGACAAGAAUAAGUCACCGUUUCCACAGCAGGCAGGUGCGGGUAGCACUGCCAAUAUCUCGCUUUUGAGCAGUUCCUCGGGCUACGAGAAUGUUCGAUUGUUGGGACCGAAUCGCGUCGAGAUCAAUGGUCAAAUUCAUGUGCCGGCUUCAGCGGGAGGAGGAGGUGGCUCAGCCGGAGCAGUUACCUCUGGUGGUGGAGUGGCUCCCACGGCGGCGGUGAGAGCGAGCCACGAAAAUCUGAACCUGAACCAGAACAACUCGGGCACAACGACGACGACGACGACGACGGGUGGCAAGUAUGUGCCGCAGAGUCCCAGGACCAAGAUCCGCACCAAUUGCAUGUCACCCAAAAAGGAUGUGUCCUUUGGCAAUGCCUUUGCCUUGGCCAUCAGUCCACCGGCAGUUCAGCCAUCCCAAGCUGUAGCCUCCGCACCGAUACCCAUUCCCAUUCCCAGCCUGGUGAAGCCACCAUUGGCCCCCAAGCCACCGGCGCCAAAUCAGCAGCGUGACUACGAACAGCUCUUCAAGUCCUUCGAGCGGAAGCAACAGCAAUUGGAUCGUCUGGUGCCUGCGAAGCGGAGCAACAAGAAUAUCAACAAUCUCACCCUGAACCUGCAGGCCGUCGAAUCGCAGACGCAGUCGCCGAAACCCAACCGCAAGCCAGCUCCGGCACCGCGGAGCAUUCAUCUGGAGCAGCGACAACGGCGGGAGCUCAUCCAGCGACGCAAGCAGCUCAAGCGGGAACUGGCCGAACUGCCGCCUUCAGCGGGCAUCGAGGGACUGGAGUUGGAAUUGGGUGAACAGCCCUUGGCCGCCAGUGCCUCGCCGCGCCUUCAACUGCAAGCCUUGCAGAAUCGAGUUCGUCGGCUGGAGGCCCAAAGGAAUGCCACUCGCGUCAUGGAGGAGAACCAGCAGGCCAAGCUGAAGCAGUCCAUUGAAAUGAAGCAGGAUCAGCUAAAGAAACUGCGCGCCAUGUUGAAGCAGAAACCGAACAAUGCCUGCCUGAAGGAGGAACUGCAACUGGUGUGCGAGUCUUUGGAGAGCGAUAGAAAGACUUUCGAGGACCUGGAGUUCCAGUACUUCGAGGAGGAGUCCGAGCAUCAUGCCAGCCACGAGGAGUUCAAGCGGCAGGAGCACCGACUCGCCCUCGAAGCCGAACUGGCCGCUCUGCGCAUUCAAAUCGGACCGGAUGAGGAGGAGCCCGGUUCGCCCAGCUCGCCGGGAUCGAGUGGCAGCAAUCUGGUCAACGGUGUGAUGUCGCAAUCGCUAUUCGGAUCCGCUGAAUUGCUCUGUCCAAAGCGACGCAACCAGGAGGACUUAAUGUCGAAGAGCGUGAACGAGAAUAUGUUCUAUAACCAUAAAAUCGAGGCCAAUACCAGUACGCCCAAGCGUCUGCCGCUGCAGCUCUUCGAGGACUUGUGCGGCGGCAGUUGCGAGCAGAUCAGCUUCAAUCUUUCGCUGCAAGGCGAUCGCUUCGAAGUGAACCCGCUGGAGCGACGCGUUCCCUCGCAGGAUGACAUCGAUCGCAGCUGCAAGGUGGCCAACGAUGCCCCGAUCUCCACCAGCCAGGGUGCCAGCACCAAGAUCUUCGACAGCAUCAAGGAGAUCGAACGCAAUCGCAAGCUUUUGCUGGCCCAGCAGGGGCAUCAGGUCAUUGAGCACGAGCGCCAAAAGAUGUACGAUCUGAAAAAGAAGAGCCACGACGAAGCCCGCACCCAGUAUUUGCUCUCCACCCAGCAAUCGGUGGAGCAGCAGCAGCAGCAGCAACAGCUGGAACCGAAUGCCAACGGCGGCAAAGAUGCGAAAUUGUUCGAAAAGACAGAGAUGCAAAAGCUCAAUAAACCAGGUGACACCGCAGUAGAUGAGCAGGUGGAAAAGACCAGUGGCGAUAAGGAGAACAAUGUGCAGAACAGAAAGUCAACCGGCAGCAGUCCCACAACAGCAGCACUUGGAACGACACCUCAACAGCAACGCCAUUCGCAACCGGAAUUGGAGCACCAUGCCAUUGCCCUGGGAAUUGGAGGAGGAGGCGGAGGCGGAGGCGGAGGAGUAGGUGGCGGCGCAGGAUUGGGUGGUGGCAAUCAAAUGGUGGCCCGUAGUCCGCGCCCCCUUUCCGAGGCAAACAACUGCGAUGUGGCAAUCGAGGCGCCCAAGUUUGGCAACGGAAUGGACUCGUCCUCGUCACCGGCGGCGGUGGAGAACAAGCGGGCGAGCAGCAAUUCCCAGGACACGGCAUCGGCGGGCAGCGGCAGCGGUAACAGUGGAAGCGGCGGCAGCACCGCCAGCGAGCGGAAGCGCAUCCUGCCCAAGCACCAGCGUCCGCUCACCCGCUACCUGCCCAUCUUCUCGCCGGAUCUGAAUCUGCGCCAUCACAUCGAGACCGCCGGCCACCAAAUCGAUCUGUGUCCGCAUGUCUUCGUGGACGCCCACAGUUGUCGCGGUUACCUUCACAAAUUGGGGGCCACGUUCCAUGCCUGGUCGAGGCGCUGGUUUGUCCUGGAUCGCCAGAGGAGCGCUCUGAUUUACUACUCGGACAAGUCGGAGAGGAAGCCCAGAGGCGGCGCCUACUUUGCAACCAUCGACGAAGUCUAUCUGGAUCACCUGAAUGCCUCGAAGAGCGGCCGACCACAUUGCACGUUCAUUGUAAAAACGAAGAAGCGAAGCUACAAUUUGCAGGCUGCAUCCGAUUCGGCGGCGCGCAUUUGGAUCGAUGCCAUCAUCACUGGAGCCCAGGGUAAUCUGGACUACUAGAGGAUGCGGCGCGGAGGACUCCUAACACUUCUGCCCAGUGCACAGUCUCAGCAUUAGAUGGAAAAGAUUUUGAUUUAUAAGCGCAGCUAAACAAAACAGUAGCCAUGUAAGACCAAAAAACACGUUGCUCAACCCAUGUGUAGAGCAAAAGGAACCUACAUAUAUGUAACUCCCUUUAUUUUGGCGAACUAACGAAAUCCGAGAUUUCAGUACUGGACCAAAGUCAAGAACGUAUUUUUUAUAGACCUAUAUUACUAUGUACUUUGUAUGUAUUUUACUUUGUCAUAUUCUGAUUAAGGACUAUUUUUCUAUCGAUAGAUUAAGACAUGUAAAUCAAGGACAGCCCCAUGCUACUAACACCGCCAUUAAUCCUAAUCAUAUGGAUAUCCUUAUAGAGCCUUGACCAAUAAUAGCAGGACCACAAAAAACAUUACGGAAAUUUCUAAUUUAAUUUAAUAUUUUUUCUGCUGAAGUAAAAUUUAUUGAAAUAUAUUUUAAGAGGAAGUAAUAUUUUUAAGGCCAUGCAUUUUUGAGGGGCCCUGCUAUUAUUGGUCACGCAUCUGUACGAUCGCGUAUAUAUCAUUAAUCUAUCAUACACAUAUACAAAUUGUAUAACGAUUUAAAUGUAUCAACCAAAAUGACUCUUGAACACUUGAAGUUUCAUCGUGAAUUUACCUAUUAACUAUAUUAAAUUGUAUGCUUAACUAUUACAUUUUAUAAAAAAUAUACCAUAUAUUUUGAUAAA
Messenger RNA from Drosophila ficusphila, 4954 nucleotides. Its product is annotated as pleckstrin homology-like domain family B member 3. Bases 391 to 4209 code for a protein of 1272 amino acids. NCBI's taxonomy places the organism in Eukaryota, Metazoa, Arthropoda, Insecta, Diptera, Drosophilidae. The record is from RefSeq and is a predicted model, not a curated record. Gene Ontology annotation, molecular function: protein binding. The transcript has 11 exons.